AUGCAAAUCAAUCAAUUCUUCAGCGAAAGACCUAACGUGACGCAGGCCGCCUGCGAUCAAUGGGCAGCAUCGGCUCUCGGUGGCCCUGUCCGUGCUUCAACUGUCCAAGGUGCCACCAGCUAUACUGUCGAAGCCGUUCAAGCUGGAAAAGGAGUUGUGCAGUUUCGUUCCCCUGACGAGGCCUUAGAUAUCACUCUGAUCCAGAGCGCCCAAGAAGCCUAUGGGUAUCAGUUCGUGCCAUGCCCUCGUGAUGGUGGCUGUCUGGCCGGCCUCAAGGCAUAUAUCAUGGACAACGUCGGCGGUGUCAGUGUCUAUCUCGCGCGAGACCAGCUGCGCGCCAAUGAUGGCCGCCUCUUGAGAGUCACUCUCACGGAUUUCGCACGGUAUCAAGCGUCUAGUUUCUGCCCCUCGAGCCGUUUUUGUAUGCUAACAAGAACGUUUAGGUUCUUCGCUUCCCCAUGGCAUAACAGGCCAACCUCGGUGUCUAGUCCCAGCCGCUCCCAGUUAUAUGCCAGCUAUGAGGCGGAUCUCAAGCAGCUGCGGGAGGGCCUUUCCUCACAGUGGCACAUAAUGCUCGACAACCUACUGCAGGGUCUUCCGCUCCUGUUCGCUAGCGACUGGCCCAUGGUGCCCAACCACACCGACCUGCUGGAGAACAAUAUCCAUGUUGACUCCUCGACGGGCCGCAUCACAGGAAUUUGCGACUGGCAUGACACCACUGUGAGCCCGUUUGGCACGUCGCUGUGGGGGGUCGAGAGUAUGCUUGGGGAGCGCACCACAACAGGCUGGCGCUGGGUGGGCAACUCGGCUAUGCUUCGCCGGGGCUUUUGGGAAGCGUUUGCCGCCGCAGCUGGGCCUCAGGUACCUAUAGAACAUGUUGAGGUUGCACGGCUGGUAGGGAUUUUCUUGAAAUUUGGUUUUGAAUGGGUGGAUCAGGAGACCAGGCGGCCUGUUAUGGAGGGGUCAUCGGACUUUUCCUUCCUUAAGGCUGUCACUCUGAAUGUUGAUAAGGGAGGUAGCUAA
Molecule: messenger RNA, 1023 nt
Organism: Penicillium verhagenii
Lineage: Eukaryota; Fungi; Ascomycota; Eurotiomycetes; Eurotiales; Aspergillaceae
Exons: 1
Coding region: 1-1023 (340 amino acids)
Source: RefSeq, a predicted model, not a curated record